Molecule: messenger RNA, 6209 nt
Organism: Pezoporus flaviventris
Lineage: Eukaryota; Metazoa; Chordata; Aves; Psittaciformes; Psittacidae
Product: inactive cell surface hyaluronidase CEMIP2-like
Exons: 23
Coding region: 1984-6078 (1364 amino acids)
Source: RefSeq, a predicted model, not a curated record
UACUCCAAUUUGUCUUUUCGUGCCUGAAAUUUCCAGUGGUAGAUAAAACUUUCUGCCUCCUAUACCUCUUGAUAACAGCUCCACUUUCCCAUGACCUGCGUUCAUAUGUGUCAUAUUCAGAUAAGAAUGAGGCAUGAUGCUGAGUAAGGCCGCUUUUUUUGGAAGGAAAAUGACAAAAGCUAUUUGAGACAGGAAUAGAAGUGCCAGCAUUAAAUGAUGGAUGAACAGCCGGCAGCCGAGGUGGCAGCUCUGAUGUUUCCCUGUAUUUAUGGAGUAUUGAAAUGAGGGAGGGUUAUCUAUCUGAUGUGUUUCUCUGGGCUGGAUGCUUAUCUUCACAUUCAGCGAUGCUCUGGCUCACAGGACAGGGUGUAAGAGGGUGAAUUGGUCUUAUUUAACAUAAGUGAACGUUGCCCCUCUCUGGAGCUGUUGUAUGGAGUGUGGGGCAUGGCUGUGCCCCUCACCCACCUCCUGCUUCCAGUCUGUUCCCAUAUUUUGUCUGACAGCACUUGCUCCUUAUUAACAUGACUAUAGGCUCUUUGUGCCCUCUGUCAGAAGAAAUCCUGCACCAGAAUAAAUUUCAGGGGUGACAGAUUGGAGCAGUUUGGCCAGAUGAUGGCACACAAAUGUCUCUGAGAUUGGUGCCUGUGGGUUUGCACCCCUUUGGCUUUGAUGCUGGGCAGGAGCAGUAGCUGGCAUUGUCACCUGACCACUUCUGGCCUUAUCCUCUCUGGAUGUGGGGCUCUGGAGCUGAGAUGAAGGGUUCUGUGUAGACUCUGGAGGGAGAACGGCACUUACCUGUCUUUAUGUGUCACCUGGAAGCUCAGCUGUGCUGUAUGGUAUAUUCUGGUUCAUGGAAAACAAACCAGUGUCUGAUGGUCCUUCUGUGUGCAGUGCCAUGUCUUCUGAGACUGGAAUCCAGACAGGAACUUGCAAUAGGCAGGAAUGCAGUCCCAGGUCAUGUGGGUUGAAUCACACGGGUUUCUUUGAGCCCAUCUCUUGUCAGAGCACCUUCCAAGGCUUCCCCUCUCUCACCACAGGUUCUGACUACAGGUUGAUUUGGCAGGUUGGGAGGUGAAGUAGCAGAUACCCCUCUGCUCACCCAUUGUCAGGGGAACUUUAGCAAUGCCAGGUUACAGUGUUCUCCAUAGAUAUGUCAGACACAGGCAGCACAGGGCAAAACACCCCCACGGGAAGGUGGCAGAAGGGCCAGAUGCCUUCUAAGAUGGGCCAAGGCAUGCCAAGCUCCGGUGACCAGAUCAGGGGCUGGGGCACCUCAGCCCCCUGCCCUUCCUGGGGGGCACCUGGCACCCCAGACACACGCUUUGUUUCGGGCUUUGAACAUAGCCGGGGCUCUGCGGGUCUGCACAGAGCCUUUGGGCAGAGGCUCGCCCGUCAUCCUGGGGCAUCCGGUGGGGACCCCGGGGGCUUAGAGCAGGGGAAGACGUUUGGUUGCGGGCAGCAGUACUCCCCCGGGCAUGGGACCGCCGGUUGCAGAUAUACGUCCAGGCUGGAGGGAUCGUCCCCGGCUGGGAGGAGCCAGCAGCUCCGCCGCUGUAAACAGUGCGGGCACCUCCAGCGGUUGGGAGAUGGAUAUAAAAAGGGAAACGGAGGGGAGGCAGCCGGAGCGGAGUAGCGGGAGGUGCCUGCGUCUGCCUGCCGCUGCCCGCCCCUGCCUCCUCCGCCCGGGAGCCCGGCAGCACGGUCAGGAGCUUCCGAGAGGCGGCGAACAAAGUUCGAGGCUCGGCGCUGCCGGGGAUAGGUAAGCGGUCUUUGCAGCUCAAGUUUGAAACUCGAUGUUGUCUCUCGUCCAUCUGCCGCUGGGGUUAUCUCCUCGCCGGCUCUCUGUUCUUGCUGCUGUUGUGAUUGCCUCGCCGUGUCUGGGGUUGUAUGGAGCCGGGGAGUGGGGGGUGUUGGUUUUGAUCUUGCUACUUUAAUCGGAGAGGAGAAAAGAGCACAAAAAUCCCAAAACACAUCAAAAGCAAAAUGUGCCUUUGCGCCGGCCCCGUGCGAAUCCGCGGGAAGGAGCCGGCGCGGCGCCGCACGUGUUGCGGCGGGGAUGCCCGCGGCUAUGGGCGGCAGGUAGCUGCUGCGGGGGCUCCCGGGACACGGGGAGCACCGGGGAGCAGCUGCUCCUCCUGCCCUCUGCGCCGGAACCGGACCUGGAGCCGGUCCCGGUCUCGGCGCCGCCGCGGGACGUAUCGGGGAGCAGCGAGCGACGGCAGCGCAUCAGGUACCUGUCCGGAGGCCGACCCCCACCUCGCCCCGUGGCGACCCAGCUCCGACACCAACCGCGCCGUCGUGGUGGGCCAGGGGGCGGCUCUGCGCCUGGAGACUUCCGCUGCCUUCCAUUCCCUCGUCAUCCGCGACGGAGGGAUGCUGGUGUUCGCCGACUGUCCCCGCGGGCCGCCCAUCACCCUGCGAGCCCGCUACAUCCUCAUCCACGACGGCGGGGAGCUGCACAUCGGCUCAGAUCGCUGCCCUUACGGCUCGCGAGCGACUAUCUCAUUGUACGGGCGGGCCACCGACGGGGCGGCCGUGGAGGGCUUCGGGCAGAAGUUCCUGGGCGUGGGGCGCGGGGGCGUCCUGGAGCUGCACGGCCGGCGGCCUCGCUCCUGGACCCUCCUGGACAAAACGCUGCACCCCGGCGGGCUCCGUUACGGCCCCUACUUCUCCGAGAGGCGGUGGGGCAGCCGCGGGCUCAACCUCCGCAUCUUGGACGCCGGCACGGCGCGGGUGCUUGCUGCGGCGCGCUUCGACACGCACCUGCGGCACGGCGAGUGCGGGCGGCUGCGCUCCUUCCUGGCCAUGCAGCCCCCCGGCACGGUGGUGGCGGCCGCCGUGGGGGACUCUGCCGCCCGCAGCCUCACGCUGGAGACGCGGCUGCUGCUGCGGGACCGCCUGGGCAGCGCGCACAUCUCCCGCCUGCGACACAGGGAGCCCUGGGCGCUGGUGGGUAUCCUAGGAGGGGAUCAGCCUUCCACAGCGGAGGAUAAACGGGAGUACCACGGGAGUGGAACCACGGGGUUAGCAGUAGCCCGAAGAGAAUUCCUCACUUACGAUGGGAUGCGGUUUACUGUUUCUGCUUUCAGUGGAUGGAUAAAAGGGGUGCCUCAUAAUGGAUUUAAAGUGGAAGCAUCCAAUGGAAUAAUUCUCCACUUGGUGGAUGAGGUUACCAGUUGGUUACCUGGUGACCGGAUCGUUGUUGCUAGUACAGAUUAUUCUAUGCAUCAGGCUGAAGAGUUUAAUCUCCUUCCUUGCCCUGAAUGUAAAAGUAAUCAAGUGAAAAUUGAUGGCAGCCCACUUUAUCUUCACAUUGGAGAAGUCAUAGAUGGCGUCGAUAUGAGGGCAGAGGUUGGCCUUCUGACUAGAAAUAUACUUAUUCAAGGAGAAAUGGAAGACUCCUGUUAUGGACAAAAUCAAUGCCAGUUUUUCUCCUUCGAUACAUUUGGAGGACAUAUUAAAAUCCUAAGGAAUUUUAGCUCUGUUCACUUGUCAGGAGUGGAAUUGAAAAACAUGGGGCAGCAAAUCCUGGGCAGUUACCCUGUGCAUUUUCACUUGGCUGAGGAUGUGGAUGAGAGGGGAGGAUAUGAACGCCCGACGUACCUUGAUAACCUGGCUAUCCACCACUGCUUCUCUAGGUGUGUUGCCAUACAUGGGACUCAUGGCCUUCUGGUCAAAGACACCAUUGGCUAUGACACUCUGGGGCACUGUUUCUUCCUGGAAGAUGGGACAGAGCAGCGCAAUACAUUCUAUCACAACUUGGGCCUCCUCACAAAGCCAGGGACAAUCUUGCCUUCAGAUCGCAGUGAGGCAAUGUGCCUCGCCAUCCGUAGCAAAGUCUACGGAGAUUACGUUCCUGUGCCGAGCGCUGACUGCAUGGCUGUCAGCACUUUCUGGAUCGCAAAUCCAAACAACAACUUAAUAGAGAAUGCAGCAGCUGGUGCUCAGGAUGUUGGGAUAUGGUACAUCUUUCACCGGGUUCCCACUGGACAGUCUGAGGGGCAAUAUCCAGAGGGACAGGCUGAAUAUACCCCCUUGGGAGUAUUUUACAACAACAGAGUCCACUCCAAUUUCAAGGCCGGUUUGUUUAUUGGAAAAGGAGUAAAGACAACGAGAGCCAACGCUGAAGAUCCCAGAGAGUAUCUCACUGUCGAUAAUGCCAGGUUUCGCCCACAUCAAGAUGCUGAUCCUGAAAAGCCGCGAGUUCCUGCCGUGAUUGAUGGUCUUAUUGCUUUUAAAAAUAAUGACCAUGGGGCCUGGGCUAGGGGUGGCGACAUUAUAUUCUGCAACUCAGGGUUUUCAGACAAUGGAAUUGGACUCACUCUGGCAAGUGAUGGAACUUUCCCGACAGACGAAGGCUCCAGCCUGGAGGUGACACGCUCCAUUUUUGUUGGAGAAAGCAGCAAUUUUGGGUCUCAGGGAGGCCAAAACAGCUACUGGGGAAAAGGGGCAAAUGGAGAGUGCAGAACACUACCCAGAAACAAGACUUUCCCUAUUCGUGGAUUCCAGAUUUACGAUGGGCCUGUCAGGAUGUCAAAAUGCACUUUCAAGAAGUUCACUCCGACUGUUGACAGAUACUCAAGUGCCAUCGGGUUCUUCAUGAAAAACUCCUGGCAGAUAAGCCCUCAGAAUAAUGUGUCACAGAUCCUGAUGGAGAAGAGUGUUGGACUGAAAGUGUUUUUUGGCAGAUCAGGCCAGUGGUUUGGAAACAAUGACAAUGAUGGUGACAAAAUGUCUAUAUUCCAUGACCUGGACGGCUCGGUGACAGGGUAUCCGGACACCUUCAUAGGCAGAGCGGACAACUACUUGCUGCGUCAUCCUGGGUGUCUUACUGUCCCACGCUGGAAUGGGUUGAUGUGUACUGGGAAAUUCGCACAGCUUUAUAUUCAGGCCAGACGCCCCGAGAAUCUGACCUUAUCCAUUGCCAGAGCAGCAUACCAUUCCCAUCCCUUGCGGUUGCAAGGCGUGAACAGAGGAGCACCAUACCAGCAGUACCAGCCUGUCGUCAUGCUUGAGCAGGCUUAUAUCAUCCAGUGGGAUGGCAAAGCACCCGAGGAUAUUAUCCUGUACCCCAUCAACUUCAACAGAGGAGACUGGCUGCAUGUUGCCCUCUGCUAUCCCAGGGAAGCUGUUUUCCAGCUAGUAGCGGAUAUCUACGAGCGACGGACAGGGAUGGUGCACAGUGUAAAGCACUACCUGGCAGCUCCUUCCUGGGCCAGCGCUCUCAAUGGGACUGGCGAGCGGCUCUUCUACUUCGACAGAGCAUCGGGGUACCUAUUUGUUCACCUGCAAGCCCAUGAAGCUCGGGAAGGACACAGCUACUGCUCUCAGCAAGGCUGCGAGCGCAUUAAGAUCAUGGCACAUAUGUACCCGGGGGACUCCUGGAGCUGUGACCCAAACCCCUUCCCAGACAAGCCAGCAGCCACCCAGCGCCCUGUGUCCCAGCACCCAGCCGGGCCAUGCAGGGUGUGUGGGGCCCCGCAGCUUGCUAUCACUAGCACACCCUCAGUCAAGUAUAUAAGGAUUCAGAUCCAAUCUCUCAGCAGGACGGACAUACAAAACCACUUGACAUCCGCAUUCAUUAAGAUAAAUGACACCAUUUUCCUCUUCAAUAGCCAUGGGCUAUUCUUUGUGGUGGUAGAUGCAUGUUCAGGAGCUGUUGUGAGUAGGAGGCACUUUGACACAGUUACUGGUGAAAAUGCUGCCAGUGCAAUAACUGACUAUGUUCAAACAUCUAUAAAAGAGAGAUCACUUGUUCUCGUGUGCUCUAGAGAUAUUGCAGAUGUGGUGGGGAGCUCUGAAAUGCCUAUUUUUACCAGGUUAGGUUCAGCAAAGCCUAUUGUCAUCCACAAGGAAGGGAGUUUUGCCAUGCUUGGCUAUAAAGGACAAGCCAAACCCUCCUGGAUUAAAGUCCUUAAUCAUGCUGGUUAUCAGAAAGCUGCUUCUUUACAGCAUUACGUUCCCUUGAAGCUGAAAGAAUAUCAAUGUCCAGCUAAUGCUGAUGAGCCGCCAAAAUCUGCUUUUUCUCAGAGCAGCUCGGAACACAUCUCUACAGAGGCUGCAGCUUCCUGGGAUUAGCAUCGCUGGGGAACACCAGCCAGGCAAAGCCCGCUGCUGCCACCAAAGCUGCUCUUGUUUUCAUGGGAUUGUACCAAACCAAUGGUGUUCACUUGUAUAUAGUAUAACUAAUAAAUAUAGUCUCAUCUUAA